AUGGAGUGGCUGAAACAGCUAAAAGAUGUUGUUGGUGAAGCUGAUGAUGUGAUGGAUGAGGUUCACUACGAAAUGUUGAGGCGUGAGGUAAAGAAUCGAGAUCAGCCUGGCCCUGUUGUUCCAUAUCGUCCAUAUCCGGAGACUGUCCCAAAUUUAGACGAAUUCAAAAUGUUGGGAGGGAGGAUGAAGAAGAGCGCAUCAUACACCUAUUAA
Molecule: messenger RNA, 213 nt
Organism: Lactuca virosa
Lineage: Eukaryota; Viridiplantae; Streptophyta; Magnoliopsida; Asterales; Asteraceae
Source: the annotation of a GenBank genome assembly